Plectropomus leopardus (leopard coralgrouper) is the source of this 2373-nucleotide messenger RNA. RefSeq lists its product as uncharacterized. NCBI's taxonomy places the organism in Eukaryota, Metazoa, Chordata, Actinopteri, Perciformes, Serranidae. The record is from RefSeq and is a predicted model, not a curated record.
UUCUGUCCGCCUGCCUGUAUUUGGGAGAAGAGACCCGCCCACCUUAAUAAAGACUGGACCUUCUCUCUUCCAAUCCAGACAAAAGGAGAGGACGACAGAUCUGCGGUGGCGCGCACUGAGCGGAGCAUCCGAGCACCUUGGAGACGAUUUGAUCCGACGCGCAAGAACGCACACCGGCACAGCGACACACACGCCCUCCAGGUCCACCUGAAACCUCCAGGCCGGUUAAUUGUCCAGUUAUAUAGCCGAGAAAAGGGAGUCUGAGCCCCGAUUCAAUCGCAGCCAGAACACCGUGUUCCCAUGAUGUCAUACCUGUGGAUUCUGCUAUUAGGAAGCCUGCUGGCUGCAAGCGCCACGGCAGAAGAUGAUGUAACUCCGAAAGUGGAGGCAGAAGGUGCUGGGGCCCCGACCCCUGUAGCAGAUGCAGCUCCAGAUGACAAGAAUGAGCCCACCGCUGACGAAGAAACUGACCAUAAGCCUGAGGAACAACCAACAGCGGCAAGUGAGCCUGAGCCUGCUGCUGAGGAUAAAGCUGAAGAAUCAGCCACUCCACACACAGCAGAACCAACAAGUCCUGCACAUGAAGACGCAAAACCGGAUGAGGAUGCAAAACCAGACGAGGACGCAAAACCAGCGACUCCUGCACAGGAGGAUGUACAAGCAACAACUCCUGCAAACACGGACGCAGACCCUGCAGCUCCUGCUGAUGAAGAUGCAGAACCAGUUGCUACUGUUGAAGCAGAUACAGUAGAGGAAGCAGCUGCAGCAACACCAGAGCCUGCAGCUGAUACAGAGGCUCAGGAUCCAAAGGCUGAGGAACCAACAGCUGAUGGAGAAGAGAAAGCUACCUCAAGCAGCGGUGCAACACCUGCAAACGAGGAGAGUGGAGCUGAGGCAACACCAGCAGCAGAUCCAGCUGUACCACAUGAUGAGGACAAACCAACUGAGCCAGCUGCAAAACCAACAGAACAACCUGUUAACGUAGAUCAAGAGCUCAUUGUCCCAGCUGUGAAAAAAGACCAACAUGCAGAGUUCGACUUGGCAGAUGCUGUGGGAGGAGUGGAUGAGAAAAAACAACCCAUUUCUGAACCUGAUGCACAUGUUGCUGGCGCCAAAGGAGAUGCUGCAGACACACUUGAACACAAAGAGGGCAGCUCCAGCUCCAUAGCAGGCAUCCUGUGUGCAGUGGCCGUGGCUGUAGUGGGAGCUAUUGUUGGAUACUUCACCUAUAAGAAGAGGAAACUGUGUUUCGGAAAUAGACAGGAAGCGGAUCCAGAAGCGGCACGCAAAGCUGAUGCAGCAGAGGCUCAGUCAGAUCCCCAGGUCCUUAGCAACCUGCUCAACUCCUCCUAGACCAGCAAUGAUUACAUGACUGCCUGAACCAACUACCGGCAAGCAAAGUGGCAAUCUCACUGUUAGGCUCAGUCUUCUGUAGAGCUAAAUUACUGUGAGGCCCAGAGUAGGGCUGUGUGUGUUUCUGUCUGUUUGACUGCGUGAAUCUGUGCGUGUGUUGGUCUGUGCGUGUGAGUGUGCAUAUGUGUGUUCACUCCUGUGUGUGUGUGUGUGUGUGUGUUUGUGCGUAUGCAUAUAUGUGGGGAGUAGAUACAUGUGAACCUUAGGGGUUUUAGGGAUUUAUUCAAAUGAUUGGACAAACUUUCUACUUUAAACCAUUUUUAAAAAAAGAGAUAAAAUCUCAAAUUAACCAUGAAAUGGCUAAAUUAUCGAACAACAUUUUUUAAAAUUUUUAUUUGUAUGGCUACUAUCCAGUUCUAGUAAUUCAGUGUGAAUAUAAAGCAGUGACAGUUAUUGAUGUUGUAGAUGUUGAACUUUGUACUGAAUUCUUAAAAGUGGAAUUUGUUGUCAUUGUUUGAGCCACCCAUAUGAUUUAAUAACCCACUGGAAACAGUCACUUAAGUACAACAUUUGUUUUGAAAUUAUCUACAGUACUAAUGCAGGAUAGAUGGAUAACAGGAGGCUUCAAUAACUACCACUGUAUUUCCUGGAUUCUGGCAAGGAAACAUAGGAUGGGAUUAUAAUCCUAGGAUUCUGGGGAUGCUGUUACAUGGUCCAAUGUGUGUUCAGGGGCCACUGAUGUCACUGUAUGUGUGUUUGUGUGUGUGUUUGUCUUAUUUUGGUUGGUGGAGGGGCUUUAGUUUUAGUAAAUCCUGUUGGGUGACUACCACUUUCCCUCAGUCAGUUCAGUGAAAGAAUGAUAUUUGCAAUUAAAUGCUAAGAAAUCCAAAUGAAACAAACUCACUUAGUUAAUCGCAAAUUGAUUAAUAAAGGGGUAGUUAAGAAUUUUUUGAAGUGGGGUUGUAUGGGGUACUUAUCCACAGUCAGCAGAUGUCAGUCUGCAUUUUCCCAGUUUGGAGA